This is a messenger RNA of Crotalus tigris (Tiger rattlesnake), 4802 nucleotides long. RefSeq names its product erythroferrone (gene ERFE). Gene Ontology annotation, biological process: negative regulation of gluconeogenesis; positive regulation of insulin receptor signaling pathway; positive regulation of D-glucose import across plasma membrane. Gene Ontology annotation, molecular function: hormone activity. The record is from RefSeq and is a predicted model, not a curated record. NCBI's taxonomy places the organism in Eukaryota, Metazoa, Chordata, Lepidosauria, Squamata, Viperidae. The transcript has 8 exons. Bases 696 to 1703 code for a protein of 335 amino acids.
UUCUGGUGAGGCGGGGAAUUCAAGCUUAUUAAAAGAAGGGAAGCUGGGCAAAGAUAUUCAGACAGGAGCAGAGUGGCAGUAGGGAUGUAAUCAGACAAGUAUAGAGUCCCUGGUUUGAAAAAGAGAGCACUGAAAAGAGGUUGGGCCAAGCACUCCCAGGCAGCCAAAGCUGUGAAUGGAAGCAUCAUGGCACUUCUGUGGUUUUGAUAGAAUUUUAUCUAGACUCUGACUAAGGAUCCAGGAGAAAGAGAGCAAACCACUUUUGUACCAUCUGGAUUAGCUCAUUUCUUUAGGGGCAGCCUGAAACUCCUGAUUUCUGCUACUGAACUGCUUUUGAAGUAGUCCUAUGAUAACCUCUUCCCCAUCUUUGACCCUGAAGAAGAAACUGAAAUGCUCUUUCUGAUCUGACGAUCAGGUGCAACUGAUGUGUGUGUACUCACGCAGUUACUUUUUUACAAGCUUUUUUUUUUUAAGAAAAAUGUUGAUAUUCUUGAAUGUCUUCCAUGAAAAUUUUUAUUGAAGAUACAUUGGAUAACUUUUGCUUGCAGUUAAUAUUCCUUUGUGGAAUUUUCACAGAUAUACAGACUACUGUAUAUUUUUUGAAAGACCACAGAUAAACUUUGUCUUUGUGUUCCUGAGAAGGUCCCGACAGUCAUAUCUAACUCUAGUUCUCUGUAUAAACCAAGGGAUCAAUUAUGUGCCAGAAUAUGGCUAAGCCUUUCCUUUCUGGCUGCCCACUUCAAUUAUUGGCUCUGGGUCUACUAGCAAUGCUUUUUUGUGCUAGCACUGUGGAAAAUGAGAAACAGGAAGACAGAAGGAACCAGGAAAAGGCACCCCGGUGGAAUGAAACGAGCAGUCUUCCCAUGCCAUCAUCCCAGGACUCAGAAAAUACUCCGCAAAAAAUUCAUAGCUCUGAUUCCCGAAAUGCUUGGAUGCUCCUCAUGAACAAUGAAGUGAGGAGCAAAAAAAUGAAUAAAAACAAGUCAAGAAAGAUUAAGUUUGGCAUUCCAAGCUUAUUAGAGUCUGCAGAGUCAGCACAACCUCAUCCAGAUGCCAGUACUAUUAUUCAGGAGAAAUUGCUGAGGGAGUUCCAGCUGCUGCUCAAAGGAAUAAUUAGGAAGCAAGAAAGGAUCAAUAUGAAAACCAGCAGCAAAAAGUGCCAGCAUGGAGAAGCUAGAGAUGGAAAAGAAGAGAAUUUCUUUCCCCAAAAUAGAGUCCCACUGAUAAAAAGCAGGGAACGAAUAGAAGCAGCAUUCCACUGCCAGACCCAGAAGAACAUUUCAGUGGAUCGACGGUCCCUUCAAGAACUUCAACUUUAUUAUAUACCUAAGAAAGAGGAGCUGUUCCAUCGUGGCCUAGGUCUAAACCUAAACAAUGGUCAAUAUAUGGCCCCUGUCAGUGGAUACUACAUCUUCAGUGCCAGACUGUAUGUUGUUCCUCAAAUCCAUCCCACAAAGUACCAGUCACGGGCCCGAGAUCGCCUGCGCUUGCUGAUCUGUGUCGAGUCACUCUGCCGCCAGAAAAGUUCUCUGGAAACAGUCAGCAGUUUGGACAAAGCCAGUGGAUAUUUCACUAUUUCAGUCAGUGGAAUUCUCUUUCUGCAGGCUGGCCAAUAUGCUUCAGUUUUCAUAGAUAAUGCAACGGGAUCCUCCUUCAUUGUACGAAGUGGGUCAGACUUCAGGGGCAUCCUCUUGGGUAUCUAAGUGACCCACAACUGCCUAUUUUUAAGCUGAAAUCCUGCCUUUAAUCAGCUCUAAGCUUAGCUUCUGUCUUUUGCUCAAGUGGAAUUGGAAACACUAGAAGGAAGCACAAACCCUUGAUUAAACAUCCCAAAGUGAAAAAAAUUGAUUGUAGAAAGAGUUCAGCAUGUGGCAAAAUAUUCAGAGGAAGCAAGCUCAUACAUGACAUUUGACUGAAGACAAUUUAUAUUUUCCUCUAGCACUAAAAGUUUGAAAUUUCACCCUUCAGUUUCCUAGUUUACCUUUGGAGCUGGUUCUCAACCCUACUUUAAUCCCAAGAAUAUACAUUACUUGCUGUUCCCUCCACGACAGAAUGUUGUAAUGUUUGUAAAACAUUGGCAUUUCCUGAAGAUGCUGUCUUAUCAGCUCACAGUCUUUCAUUAAGGGUAUCAAACACUUCUACUACUCUGCAUAUAUGUACUUACAGAAAUCUCCAGUGUUUUAACUUUUGUUCAUUUGUAUCUUAUUUUUCUUCUAAGAGCUCAUGAUGGUGAACUCUCUCCUCCAAUAAUUUCCCCCACCAAUAUCUUGGUUGGGUUGAUAAGAUCAUGUCAGGCCUAAAGUCCCAUAUCUAAAUCAUUGCCCUACAUUAACCAAUCUGAAAUGACCUUUUAUAUGGUGCUCUAUGGCCCUAACCUGGUGACACUAUAUACAUUAUUAUCAACCACAUUGACACAGAUAAUUACAAUAGUACUGGCUUGCUUAUAAAUGUUGCUAACCCCAUAAACUGUUGCCUUACACCUAUCAGAUUACAUUGUUUCGGUGCAGUAAAUCCAAUGAAUGGAGGAAGGGGAAGUGCAUUUUGAAUUUAAUUCCUAAUUGUAUCAGAGCAAGUUUAUAAAGUUAUGUACUCAGGCAUCCACCGAUUACAAUAAUGGAACUUUUCUUUCAGAGUAAUAGUCUUUAUUUUCCCUGUAGCUAUCAGAAAUGUAGUAUGAUAUCCAACAAAACCAACACAGCACCACCCUCUAGUCCUACAACACCACUGGCACGUAGGCAAAUUUUUAAGCCAUUUCUCUAAUUUAUGUAUCAGAGAAAUGCAGAGGGCACAUCCUUAUCUAUUUCAGCCUGAAAGCCACUUCUUUAACUGCUGUUUUUUUUUCAUAAUCGCUUUCUAUAAGCAAAUACAUAAUAUUUUUUAGCAAACAGAUUGGGAGUUAUAGCAGCAGGCAGACAUCAACUCAGUUCAAACACAGGUUGGUUUAUAGGCCCACAGUAAUCAUGUAUCAGCAAGUUCUAGUUUAACUCCUGUCAAAUAUUCAGGAAACUCUAUAAUGAAGGCAUUUUGGGAUCUUCCUUUUCCCAAAAACACUCUUAAAAGUAAAAGAAGAUAUGAGACCCAGAAAAGGGGGGGGAGGGUUGAUACCCAGUUUUCCACAUUCAAAAGGAUUUUGUUUUCUUUUCCAUACAGAGAAAUUUCUAAUAAGCUACUUGUCUGCUCAGAAUUUGAAAAUUUGAAAAGAAUGCAAGGAUUGGAAAGUCAAAAUUCAAUUUCACUUUUAAAGACCACUAGAGGGCAGAAGCAUCUGCACAACAUUUAGAAUUCUAGGCAUCAAACUGAUUAAGUUGAGCGGUAUAAUAGCUCUAUUUUAGCGAAAACAUAUUCUCAGUAAGUUGUGCAUCCACCCUUCUCAUUCUGGAAAUGCUACUGGCUUGAUAAGGCCUAGGCAAUGCCCCGCCCUGCAGCAUAAUCGAUCAUCUGCAAAUUGCAGCUUUUUUAUAUGCUUAUGUAUUUACUUGUAUAUGGGGGGGGGAUGCAUGCACGCAUGCAUGCACUAUAAAGUAUAUUUUUACAGCAACUAUAGUUUGCUAUAUUAAAAGAAAUAGUGAAUGAACACAUGCACCCACUUUUAAAUGUGUUUUAUUUAGUUACAAAAGAAAUAUGCCGAACAAUGAAGCUGAAGCACAGGAAAAAAAAUGACUCUUUAGUAGAUUUAUUAUAUAAAAUAACCAUGGAGCUAGUUCUGAUAGUAAUUUCAACAGAGAGCACCAAUUCAUGGAUAUCAAUUUUAUGUUUAAUUAUUUACAGGUACUUUUGAAAUUCUACCUGUCUUUACCAGUCAAAUGGGUAGGCUUAACUUCAACUCAGAACGUAUAUUGAAAAAUGUUUGACUGAAGAUGUACUUUUAAAUUGAAAAAUAUUCUUUCCUGGUUUGAAUUCCAUUUGUUGAACACCUUCUAUCAAAUAGUUAACAGUAUGGUAUUACUUGCAAAGGAUACUGAAAACUAAACUGAGAACGUAAGGGCUGAUUAGCAAAUACUUUAUUACUUGAUAACCUCAGCUGCUGACAUCCAUGCAUGAGCCAAAUUAUUAUUUGUUGAUCUCCACCCCAAUGUCACUUAGAAACACAAAAGCUCCGAGUUGGAAGGACCAUGCAGCUCAUCUAACAUUUCAUUGCUCAAUACAAGAAUCCAUUAAGUCUUUCUCAAUAACCAGCUUAACUAGUCCUUACUUGAAGCCUGAAUCUUACAUUUAAUCCAGCUCACUGAUUCUUGUUCUUUCAAUGUCAACUGAGAACAGGUCCAUCCUGUUUUGUAUGUAGCACAUUGUAGCUGUUUAUACGUAGUACAGGCCACUAUUGUACUUUCCUUACCUUUCUCUAUUGCAAGUUAAAUCUGCCCAGUUUUUAGUUGUUCUUCAUGGGUUCAGUAUGCCUCAUCCUAGUAGCUUUCCUCUAAAUCCACUCUGGCUCCUUCAUGUGCUGUUUAAGCAGGAUGUCCAGAAUGGGCAUAGGAUCCCAAGUGCAGAAUAGCUGUAAUUAUUACUUCCCAUGAGCUACAAAGCUUCAUUUAAUGCAGCCCAAAAUUUACCUGUCCUUUUUUCUGUUUGCUCACACUGAAUUGGUGCAUUCUAUUCCUACUCUCCCAAUCUCUUUUCCCCCUAAUUUUCCCUUACACUUGUCACCAUUAUCAUCUCACCCAUAAUAGCUUGAUUCUAUUCCUAUUAAUUAAAUCAUCAGAAUAAUGGUACUUAGAAAGUACAUCUAAAGCUGACAUAUUAGAAGUGGACAUCUUUUAUGCAUCUAUAAGAGAUGAGAAUGCUAUUUCACCAAAAAAAAAAAA